AUGGGCAAAGCAAGAUCACUCAUCGACGACAUUCGUAACUAUAUAAAUGUGACAUGCUAUACUCAUAUAAAAUGCAAUCGUAUUGGAGGAGAAUGUCUUGAUUGGCGUGAAAUUUGUGAUGGUAAAAAUGAUUGUCUUGACAGUGUGGAAGAUGAGAAGAAUUGUUUAGAACUCGAAAUUAAUGAUUGUGCUGAUGAAGAAUACCGUUGUUAUAACGGCAUGUGUAUUUCGGAUAGUUUUCUUCGAGAUGAUCCAUUUAAUCCUGAAUGUUUAGACGGUAGUGAUGAGCAUGGUGUAAUUGAUUGCUUUGAAAAUCAUGAUGAAUUACAUAAUGAAUCAUGUUUUUUUCACGACAAACAUCGUGUUAAUUGUUCGCAAGACUCUGAUUAUUGUAUAAAAAUCUCAGCAAUACUUAAUAACAAACUUAUACACUGCGGUACUGAUUUAUUGAAUUUCAAUUCAUAUAAUUAUGAAAUUGCAUUUCCGACACUUUGUAAUAGUUAUCUACAAAUCAACGAUCUACUGGGAUUGUCAAAAGAUCAAGAAACUGACGAAAAUCAUUGUGAAUGGUGGCCCUGCAACAAUCAAUAUACGCGUUGUGAUACGAGUUGGACAUGUGUAAAUGGCGCCGAUGAAUGGAACUGUCCGCAGUCCACUUGUCCUUAUAAUCAUAUGCCAUGUAUUUCACCCAAUACGUUCACUAAGUUUUGUUUGAAUAUCAGUCGCAUUGGUGAUAAUAUUCAAGAUUGCUUGGGUGCAACGGAUGAACAAGCUUUUUGUCGUUCUGUAUUUCCACUAAUGGAUUGGAGAUAUAAAUGUUGGGACAGUCCUGUGUGCACCCCUAUUUAUUUUAGACCAUUACCUGACUAUCUUUGUCUAGAUGAAAAGAUAAAUGAAACUGAAGCAGACGCAUUGCUACCAUUAUCAUCAUUUUGGCUUCGAAAUCCUACGUACAGUAAUUUUGGACUCGAAUCUCUACCUCUUACUGUUACAUCCAAAUCAUUUGAACAAAGCAGAUUAUCGCUUAAAGAGAUUGAAAAUCCAGACUUUCAUUUAUUACCUCGAAUUAGUUCUUCUGAAACUGAUAACGUUACAUCGAAGCUGGGUCCUUGUGAAGCUUGGUUAUGUAAUCGUGGUAUUUUGAUUUUAAAGGAAUUAGAGAGGAAGGAGUACUGUUUAUGUCCACAAAGUUAUUAUGGCGAUCGAUGUCAAUACCAAAGUGAUCGGGUCAGUAUUACGUUACAAUUUCGACGGCAAACGAUACCUGAAAAUAUUCAAGAAGUAUUUAGUUUUGUAGUUAAUCUAUUUGAUAACAACGAUGUUAUUCAUUCCAGUGAUUACUUCACUUAUUUGCCAAAAUCUAGUUGCAAUACAAAAUUUAAUCGAUAUUUAUUAUAUGACAGUCCAGCAAAAGAUAAGACAAAAAAUUAUACCGUACGGAUCGAUUCCUAUAAUCGAAUUGAUCCUACUCAUUAUGCAAGUUGGCUUCUACCUAUAAAGUUUCCCUUUCUUCCGGUUUAUAGAAUCGCAUUUCAUUUGACCCUCCCUAUGAAACAGAGUGUAAUGGUGAGAGAAUGUCCAAUGAGUUGUGUACAUGGAUAUUGCACUAAGUAUAUCAAUCAGCUCGAACAAUCUUAUUACUGUCAAUGCUAUUCAGGCUGGUCAGGAUCACGCUGUACUGUUCUCUUAAAUUGUAAUUGUUCGAACGGUUCUUUUUGUGUCGGAGUCACUCGAAAUAGAGCCAUCUGCGUAUGUCCAUUGAGAAAACUUGGUCCUCGAUGUUUUCUCCAAUCUGUCUGUUAUACUGAUACAUGCAAAAACGGUGGUGUAUGUGUACCAACCGAUGAACGCAUAUCGUCGCAUCCUUCUUUUACUUGUAUGUGUUCAAAAGGUUUCUGGGGUUUUAAUUGUGAACUAAAAGAAACCAAAAUUGUGAUCUCAUUUAGCAAAGAAAUAGAUAUUCCACAAUCAAUUAUUGUUCAUUUCAUCACAGUCAAUAAGAAAGCCGACCCGACACGAAUAACUACACUGAAAAAGGUACCAUCAGUUGUCAAUGAAGUAACAUUAUUAGUAGCAAAGCCCUUUAACCUUCUCUUUGCUCAAAUUCAGUCCAACUUUUACCUUACUUAUCUUCAAAAGAAUUCAACGCUUACAUCUUCCGGAAUUAUUUUUGGUGAAAUUUCUGUUUCACGUCAAUGUUUUCAUAUUCGUCAAUUAUUCGAUGACAACGUAACAACUACGUAUCCUCUUCUUCGCCGUGUUAAAUACUACCACAUUCCUUGCGAUAAACGACCUGAUCUGUCAUGUUUCUAUGAUGAAGAACAGUUCAUGUGCUUAUGCAAUGAACAUCAUCAUGCUAAUUGUUUUAAAUUUGACUUUAAUAUAACAUACAACUGUUGGGGUCGUAGCGAAUGUCAAAAUGGCGCUGCAUGUUAUCAAGAUGACCCAAACUGUCCAACUGAAACGUUGUGCGUGUGUCCAGAAUGCUAUUAUGGCACAAUACUGUGCCUUCUUGUACUGGUCCAAACAGGGAUCAGUCACCGUGUUAAAGGAUCUUCUACUGGACAUCGAAAUAUCGGAACUAAACUUGUUUCACCCACUGGCAAUGUUGGUGUUAAUGUAACAUGGACAUUUGAAGUUGGAAAUAUCACAAGAAUUCAUAUGGCUAUCUACAAAAUGCAAGCUGCCCAAUGGGCUGCUAUUGGUCUUAAUCUUAAUCGAUCGAUGGCCCCAGCUCAUGUGUUUGUUUGUCGACGACUCGUUAAUGAUACGGUUGAUAUGAGCAGAUUUAUGAAUCCUGGCAAGCAUCAACAUCCUCUUCCAGCUGGAAUAGCACAAGGUGGAGUAUUCACAGUAGAAAAAGCAACAUUUGACGCAGGUGUAGUUAUUUGUCAAUUUACAUUAUCAAAUUUUACUACUAUGACAAUGAAAAACUCAAACGACGUCCCGAUACUUUCGCAAUCGAUACCCUAUCAUCCAUUAGUUGCUAUUGGAGCACUCAAUGCUACAAAUAGUAUGAAAGAACAUGGUUCUGAUUCUUUCAAAGCUCUUCCUCAACUUGUGCAACUCAAUUGUACAGAAGUUAUUACAUAUCAUCUAGAAUCAUCAAAAGUUCAUGGCAAAAGCAAAUUUCUAAAAGUUCUUGAUGAUAAAAUGGCUAUGUGA
Molecule: messenger RNA, 3165 nt
Organism: Adineta steineri
Lineage: Eukaryota; Metazoa; Rotifera; Eurotatoria; Adinetida; Adinetidae
Source: the annotation of a GenBank genome assembly